AUGGCGACUGGUGCGGCGGCUGCCUCCCAGCGCCGGGCUUCGCCUGGACAGCGGUCCUUCAGUCAAAUUACCACCAAAUGCAGAGCGGAUAAGCACAUGACAAAUCAGACGAACAGUAACGUAGAAACUGCAAAAUGCGGGGGCUGGGACGGGCGAGGUGAUCCGGAGACGGACUCGGGCGCGCACGACUGGCAAGCUGGGCUGCUGGUGGUGGGCGGCCCUCGCAGCGGGAAAACGUGGCUGGUGCACCGCUUUUGCACUGGCGGGGUGCCUGACCGGCUGGACAAGGUUCCAAGCCUGGGCACUGACAUGCGAGUCGUGCGGGUACAGAUGCGCUCGACGUCGCUGCACACCCGCGGCCGCUUGCGCGUUUGGGAGCCGUCAGGCUUCAGCCGCAAACAGGCUUUGGGAGGCUACUUGAAGGCUGCGCAGGCAGUCAUCGUGACUGUUGAUGCCGCUGAGCUUGAAGCUCCGCGCGAAGCGCAGCGCCUUCUUUUGGAUGCUGCGGAGUACAUGCGACCUGGCACCAUCCUGGCACUCUGUGGCCUCCAGAUCGACCGGCUGUCGCCAGCUGAAAUGCGAAGAGCAGCGUGCCGGCUUCGGGAAGUUGCAGAUAUGGGGCGCGCAGAGUUUGGGAUGUGCAGUGCCUUGACGGGCGAGGGUAUCGCAGAAUUCUUUUGUGCCGUCCUUGCUGCGUGUCAAGAGAGCAGCCUCGAUCUUCCUGCCGCGGAGCCUGUGCUGAACCGCAUUGCUGGGACCCUCACGAGCACUGAGCUCCUGCGAACUUUGCUGCGGCGCGAGCGGCUGUGA
Messenger RNA from Symbiodinium pilosum, 810 nucleotides. Lineage: Eukaryota; Dinophyceae; Suessiales; Symbiodiniaceae. The record is from the annotation of a GenBank genome assembly.